AAGGUAAUGGUGUUUGUGCAUGCAAGAAAUGAAACAGUGCGUACAGCCUUCACCUUGAUAGACCUGGCCAAAAAUAGAGGGAAUAUUUCCUUGUUUGCAGCAGAACAAAGCAAGACUUUAGGGGAUGCACAAAGAGCUGUGAGUUCUUAAGCUUAAUGCAUGACGUUAUUGACUGUCCAUUAAUUAACAUCUUAAAAAUCAGAUCAAAGCAAAUCUGUCAUAUUUAACAAUGCAAACUUUGUUAAAAAUCAAGGCAAGUCUAUUAGUUACAAAAUAAAUAGUGUGGUAAUGAGCCUGUAAAACCUAAUGAAGGUUUUGCUUACAUUGUAACAGAAACCUAAUCUUUUCCUUCUGUAGAUAUCAAAAAGCCGCAAUAAGCAACUCCGAGAAAUGUUUGCUGAAGGUUUCGGCAUUCAUCACGCUGGGAUGCUGAGGCAGGACCGUAACCUUGUAGAACGUUACUUCUCUGAGGGUCACAUCAAGGUGCUGGUCUGCACGGCCACACUUGCCUGGGGUGUCAAUCUCCCUGCACAUGCAGUCAUCAUCAAGGUUGGUUGGAGAGUAUUUGGCAGCAGCAUUGCAUCAGAUCAUGAAGCGUUUCUAUACUAACCUUAACAUAUCAGUAAUGCACACCCUAAUGCUGUAAUUUUAUUUUAUUCUUCAGAAUAGAAAAAGAGACAGAACUUUGUCUUUUCAUUUGAAGAUGCCAUGCUCUUGGUUAUUUUAAAAUGAAUUUUUUUGUUAAACAGGGUACUCAAAUCUAUGAUGCAAAGAGGGGCUCCUUUGUGGACCUUGGCAUUCUGGAUGUUAUGCAAAUUUUUGGACGUGCAGGUCGGCCUCAGUUUGAUACGUUUGGACAUGGCACCAUC
Messenger RNA from Lymnaea stagnalis (great pond snail), 869 nucleotides. The record is from the annotation of a GenBank genome assembly. NCBI's taxonomy places the organism in Eukaryota, Metazoa, Mollusca, Gastropoda, Lymnaeidae.